UUGCCGACUUUAAAAUUCAAAAUGCUCUGAAUGAGUUUCAAAGAAUGUAGCAUAGUGAAACUAAUUCGACUGAAAGGAAAUGGCUUCAUACCGUAUCUUGCACGUGACAGAUUCAGGAAGGGAAGAGGGAGGGCAACAUGGCUGUGGAAGGGAAGGGGAACACCGCCUCCCCCAUGCGGGAACGGGAAUGACAGGUGAACCGGGGCUGAGUUGGGAAGGAGAAAAGAGGAAAAGGGGAGGGCGCACGGGAGAAGAUCUCUAUGAUUUCAGAGCGGGGAAUCAACCAUUCAUCACAUUGAAUGCAAGUAUGAGACCGGUGCAAUCUUCGUGCAGAGAUCGAACGCACGAAUUUAACAAUGUAGCCGAGAAAUUGAAGAAAUUUAUCCCGUCGCCGGCAUCCAGCAGCGGCGCCGUCGAUGGUGGGGGAGAUGCCAAGGCCGAGGCAAGUCGGCCGGCUGUUGCUUUUCAGUCGGAGUUCAAUAAAAAAGCUUCGAAGAUUGGGCAAGGGAUUCAUCAAACCUCUCUGAAGCUCUCUAAGCUUGCUAAAUUGGGAAAGAGAACAUCAGUUUUUGAUGAUCCUACACUGGAGAUUCAAGAGUUGACGGCUGUGAUCAAGCAGGACAUCACCGCACUUAAUUCUGCUGUGGUAGAUCUUCAGCUUCUCUGCAACUCCCAUAAUGAACACGGAAACAUGUCUACGGACACUACAACCCAUUCAUCUACUGUUGUUGACAACCUGAAAAAUCGCUUAAUGAGCACCACAAAAGAGUUCAAAGAAGUCCUCACCAUGCGGACUGAGAACUUGAAGGUUCAUGAGAACAGAAGGCAGCAAUUUUUUUCUACUGCAUCAAAGGAUUCUGCCAAUCCUUUCAUUCGCCAGCGUCCUAUAGCUACUAGAGCUGCUGCUGCUAGUAGCUCUGCAUCUACAUCUCCCCCUCCAUGGGUUAACAACUAUGCUUCCUCUUAUCAGUUACCUCUUAGAGAUAAGGUGGAUGGAGAAUCCCAGCCUUUUCUACAACAGCAACAAGCUGUGCAGCAGCAGCAGCAGCAACAACAGGUGGCUCCAUUACAGGACAGUUACAUGCAAAGCAGGAGUCAGGCCCUUCAUAGUGUUGAAUCAACUAUUCAUGAGUUGAGUAGCAUUUUCACCCAGUUGGCAACCAUGGUUUCUCACCAAGGAGAACUUGCAAUUAGGAUUGAUGAAAACAUGGAGGACACGCUGGCAAAUGUGGAAGGGGCACAAGGGCAAUUAGUCAGGUACUUUAACAGCAUAUCAUCCAACAGGUGGCUGAUGAUCAAGAUUUUCCUGGUAUUGAUAGUAUUCCUCAUUAUUUUCCUAUUCUUUGUAGCCUAAAUCUUUCUACAAAUCAGAGUUCAAAAGAAACAAUUUCCCCUGUCUUCUCCUUUGUUUCCUUCUUCCAAGCUAUCUGUAAUUAUGUGUACACAUAACUCAAAUACGAUGGGUUUGAAGUUUAAAUCAAGAGAGUGAUAUAAU
Cuscuta campestris is the source of this 1495-nucleotide messenger RNA. The record is from the annotation of a GenBank genome assembly. NCBI's taxonomy places the organism in Eukaryota, Viridiplantae, Streptophyta, Magnoliopsida, Solanales, Convolvulaceae.